This is a messenger RNA of Suillus fuscotomentosus, 691 nucleotides long. RefSeq lists its product as uncharacterized. Bases 305 to 592 code for a protein of 95 amino acids. The transcript has a single exon. The record is from RefSeq and is a predicted model, not a curated record. NCBI's taxonomy places the organism in Eukaryota, Fungi, Basidiomycota, Agaricomycetes, Boletales, Suillaceae.
ACGAAGGUUUGACAUGGACGGUUCCCUACUGAUGGACAUGGCAUCUUUCUCCUCGGUGAGAUCUUGCAUAGUGGGAACUGGCUGCAACCGGGCUGGCGAAUCGGAGUAACCUAACCCAGAUGGAGGAUCAAGAGACAUUGUACGCACAGACAGCUGUGCCUUGAGCUGCGAUCCACUUGGGUAAGGGGACAUCGUGCGUCUAUUGCGAGGUGUGGCAGUAGGUACACGGAGGGCCUUUCGUGACGAGGGCGAAACAUGACGGUGACUUUGGAUGCAUACACCUUCAGAUGUCUUAUGAUGCUGUAUGAAGGCUGAUCUGGGGGGAUCAAGGUAUGGUUGCUUAUCUCUGUUGGGGCUGCCCAUUCUCAUUCUCUUGGUCCGUUGCUCCGAGUCAGAGUCAGAGUCAUCGCGAGUUUGCUCAGAGGCAAUGGGUAGCCGCCUUCGCUUUCCUCUGGCGUCGCUAUCGCCAAAGUCUUCUUCGCUGCCACCAAACCAUGAGAGUGGGGCAGUGACAAUAUUCUUGAUGGCGCCGAAGAACGAAUUUUUGCGUCCUAGUGCAGCUGGUGGGGGACGGGCCUGUAUUUGGGUAUAGGUGCUCAUCACUGUUUGCGUUGACGAGAACAAUUUUGAUCCAGUGGUCGCUGUCGUCCUGUGCGCACAAACUGACAGUGUCUACAGCGCGUGGAGAACC